This is a messenger RNA of Panicum virgatum (switchgrass), 2251 nucleotides long. Its product is annotated as protein SUPPRESSOR OF QUENCHING 1, chloroplastic-like. The record is from RefSeq and is a predicted model, not a curated record. Bases 877 to 1965 code for a protein of 362 amino acids. Gene Ontology annotation, molecular function: protein binding. Lineage: Eukaryota; Viridiplantae; Streptophyta; Magnoliopsida; Poales; Poaceae. The transcript has 15 exons.
CCACGACCCGCCGCCCCGCCACCGCACGCUCCCCACCCAAGCCAAGCAGCAGCCAUGGCGCGGCACCUCGCGUCUUCAUCUGGAACCCUCCAGCGCCUCCUCGCUUCCCGCCACUACCCUCCCUUCUCCCAGGCGCCGCCUCCCCGCCCGCUCCUCCUCCCGAAGCCCCUAUCGACGGCUAUGCAGCUCCAGCGAGGCAGCGACGCGGGCGGCGCGGUGUCGUCAUCGCCCCGCAGCCGCCUCCGCGCCGUCCCCAUCUCCGCGGACGGAGGUGGCGGAGGGGCCGGCCUGGGGGAAGGUCUCCGCUGUGCUCUUUGACAUGGACGGCGUGCUCUGCAACAGCGAGGAGCCCUCGCGGCAGGCCGGCGUCGACGUCUUCGCGGAGAUGGGCGUCGAGGUCACCGUGGAUGAUUUCGUCCCUUUCAUGGGCACUGGUGAGGCGAAUUUCCUUGGAGGUGUCGCAAGAGUAAAAGGAGUAAAAGAUUUCAAUCCCGAAAGUGCCAAAAAGAGAUUUUUUGAGAUAUAUCUUGACAAGUAUGCAAAGCCAAAUUCUGGCAUUGGUUUUCCUGGGGCAUUGGAGCUCAUCAUGGAGAUUUGAUGCCAUUGUUUCUGCUGAUGCAUUUGAAAAUUUGAAGCCUGCUCCGGACAUAUUCCUGUCGGCAUCAAAGAACUUAGGUGUUGACACAAGUGAGUGCAUUGUGAUAGAAGAUGCGCUUGCUGGUGUUCAAGCUGCAAAAGCUGCGGAAAUGAGGGUCUUUCUUACAAUUCCAAAAAGAAUAUCUUAUAUGUUGCAGACACUGAGAACCAUGCACUGCGGUCCUAAAUUCGCCGUGGGAUGUCUGCUAUGAUCCAUCACAGGAGACUGUUUAUAUUGCAAUGGCUGGGCAGCACCAAAUCUGGAAGCACAACAUACGUGAUGGUGUAACCAAUGUUCUUAGUGGUGAUGGCUACGAGAGAAAUUUAAAUGGCUCCAGUGCCUCCAGAACAUCAUUUGCACAGCCUUCUGGGAUUUCAUUGGCUCCUGAAUUGCAGGAGUUAUUUGUUGCUGAUAGUGAAAGCAGUUCCAUUCGGGCUGUUAAUCUGAAAACAGGAGGCUCAAGAUUGCUAGCUGGGGGAGAUCCAGUAUUUCCAGAAAAUUUGUUUAGGUUUGGAGAUUAUGAUGGGACUGGCUCAGAUGUGCUACUCCAACAUCCCUUGGGUGUUAUUUAUGCCCGUGACAAUCAAGUAUAUGUAGCCGAUUCGUACAAUCACAAGAUAAAAAGGCUAGAUCCUGUCACGAGAAAAGUUACGACUGUUGCUGGUACUGGACGCGCAGGAUACAAGGGUGGUCCAGGCUUGUCAGCUCAACUUUCUGAGCCAGCAGGACUUGUUGAAGUUGGAGACGGAAGGCUUAUUGUAGCAGAUACAAAUAACAACGCGAUCAGAUAUAUAACUCUUAGUGAGAAAGGUGCAGAGGUGAAGACACUAGAUUUGAUUGGAGUGCAGCCGCCAUCACCAAAGCCAAAGACAUUGAAACGCCUGAGAAGGCGGGUAUCAGUAGACACAGAUGUUAUUAAUGUUGAUGGUGGUUCUUCAAUGGAAGGAUUCUUGUCUCUUGCAAUUACAGUACCUGAUGGUUACCAUUUCUCCAAGGAAGCUCGCAGUAAAUUUGAUGUGGAAACAGAGCCAGCUAAUGCAAUUGAGAUUGAGCCGGCAAAUGGUUUUCUAGACUCCGAAGGGCUGGCAUCACUGAAGUUCAAAAGGAUAUCAUCAUCAUCAUCAUCAUCGAUGGGAAGGAUAAACUGCAAGGUCUACUACUGUAAAGAAGAUGAAGUUUGUCUAUAUCAAUCUGUUGCUUUUGAUGUCAAAUUCCAUGAAGGGACAGAGGCCAGUCCUGAGCAAAUUACUUUAUCCUAUUCUGUGACUCCAAGAGAUAAUUCAGGUGGUGUGCAAUUAAUAGCAGGUAGAAAGAAUGCGAAGGUAUAGUCAGAUUCGCAUUGAUAAGUUUACUUGUGUCAUUGUAUUGAUUGUCAAUUCCUUGAAGAAAAUGUAUAUAUAAUCAAUUUAGCUCCAGGCCCGCUAUGCUAAGUGGGGGGUUGCCUUUUUUUGGGCCAAAGUUCCAGCUAACUUCCCUUGUAUGUUGCAUAGCUGACAUGCUUCUUGUAACCCAGCUGCAUUGAUUUUGCAAGUCUUAUGUCUCCCUUUGCUGGACAACAAAAUUAAUAGAUUUGUAUGUUGUACUACUAGUUCAUUGAUUGCUUGGAACACCGUA